Magnolia sinica is the source of this 1113-nucleotide messenger RNA. RefSeq lists its product as uncharacterized. The transcript has 4 exons. Gene Ontology annotation, molecular function: catalytic activity. Lineage: Eukaryota; Viridiplantae; Streptophyta; Magnoliopsida; Magnoliales; Magnoliaceae. Bases 6 to 932 code for a protein of 308 amino acids. The record is from RefSeq and is a predicted model, not a curated record.
UAGAGAUGGUGAACUUUGUGGCAGCAGAGAAGCAGCUCGUGCAUGGGGUGAUGAAGAUGGCUGGGCUGAGGCCAAAGUCAGUGGAAAUCGAACCGGGAACAGUGAUGAACUUUUGGGCCCCAUCCUCAAGUAAAAGAAAGAAGCAUGAGGAGGUGGUUAAGAAGGGAGUGGUGGUGUUGGUUCAUGGGUUCGCUGCUGACGGAAUUUUUACAUGGCAGUUCCAGGUGGGUGCUCUCACUAGAAACUACGACGUCUACAUCCCAGACCUUUUAUUUUUCGGUGGAUCGACCACAUCCACAACUGAUAGGUCUCCUGCAUUCCAGGCACAGUGCCUGGCCAAGGCUCUCCAAGGGGCACUCGAUAUCCAUAGCUGCGUUGUUAUUGGCUUCAGCUACGGUGGUUUUGUUGCCUUCAACAUGGCCCACUUAUAUCCUUCCCUCGUUUCGUCCUUGGUCAUUUCUGGCUCUGUAACAGCCAUGACUGACUCCAUCACCCAAACAAUCUUCCAACGCCUGGGAUUCUCAUCCUUCUCCGACCUGCUUCUGCCAUCUGACGUCAAGGGUGUUAAAAAACUCUUAUCUGUUGGUGCCAAAAAGAAUAUAUGGCUCCCCAAUCGACUCUACCGAGACUUCCUCAAGGUGAUGUUUACUAACAGGAAGGAAAGAGGUGAACUACUAGAUGGUUUGGUAAUCAGCGAUAAAGAUGCUACCAUCCCCAACUUCUCCCAGACAAUACUUCUGUUGUGGGGUGACAACGAUCAGAUUUUCGACAUCGAGCUUGCCAAGAAUAUGAAAGAGCAAUUGGGUGACAAGGCUACACUCCAACGCAUAAAGAAGGCAGGUCACCUCGUUCAUCUGGAACGACCUUGCGUCUACAAUAAGUACCUUAAGGAAUUCCUUGCCCUCUCUGUACAAGCCAAUCGAGCUAAAUGACAUUGUUGAUGAACAAGCACUCAUCUUAUUUCCAUUUCAAACACAUCUUCUUUAGAACAUCUGCUACCAACACCUUGUUUACAGACCAAAUAAGCCCAAAACAAGGCAAGUUAGUUUGCCAAGUCAGCUUUAUGGUUUUAUUCGUUUUCUGUUGAGAAAACUUGGUAACCAUAAGAGUCCA